CACAAUGAAGCUUUUCACAGGCCUCAUUCUCUGCUCCUUGGUGCUGGGAGUCCACAGCUAUUGGCUUUCCUUCCUUGGUGAGGCUUAUGAAGGGGCUAAAGACAUGUGGAGAGCCUACUCUGACAUGAGAGAAGCCAAUUACAAAGAUUCAGACAAGUACUUCCACGCCCGGGGCAACUAUGAAGCUGCCCGAAGGGGACCUGGGGGCGCCUGGGCUGCUGAAGUGAUCAGCGAUGCCAGAGAGAAUGUUCAGAGAGUCACAGACCUUUUUAAGCAUGGAGACAGUGGCCACGGACUGGAGGACUCGAGGGCCGACCAGGUUGCCAAUAGGUGGGGCCGGAGCGGCAAAGACCCCAAUCACUUCAGACCUCGCGGCCUGCCCGACAAGUACUGAGCCGCCUCUCCCUCUGCUCAGGAGACGACGGGGCUGUGAGCCCCCAAGGGCAGGGACGCUGAGCCAGUGGGUUCUCUGCCCACAGAAGCCAGCAGAUCUAAUAAAUGCUUAAGAGAUUGAAUGUUGAAAA
This is a messenger RNA of Kogia breviceps (pygmy sperm whale), 524 nucleotides long. RefSeq names its product serum amyloid A-2 protein. The record is from RefSeq and is a predicted model, not a curated record. NCBI's taxonomy places the organism in Eukaryota, Metazoa, Chordata, Mammalia, Artiodactyla, Physeteridae. Gene Ontology annotation, cellular component: extracellular region.